Messenger RNA from Rhipicephalus microplus (southern cattle tick), 1083 nucleotides. RefSeq names its product forkhead domain 102C. Gene Ontology annotation, biological process: anatomical structure morphogenesis; regulation of transcription by RNA polymerase II; cell differentiation. The record is from RefSeq and is a predicted model, not a curated record. NCBI's taxonomy places the organism in Eukaryota, Metazoa, Arthropoda, Arachnida, Ixodida, Ixodidae. Gene Ontology annotation, molecular function: DNA-binding transcription factor activity, RNA polymerase II-specific; RNA polymerase II cis-regulatory region sequence-specific DNA binding.
AUGUGCGCCAGCUCGGCCGACGCUUCCUCGUGCGCACAGCUGAGGGGACCAGCGGAGCCCGUCGGCAGCGCGAUGCAAGUGUUCGGCACUACAGCGCACCCUCCGCCCUCGUUCGUCGAGUACCAGCGGCUGCAGCUGUUCGACUACAGCCAAGCCAGCCGGCUGCGCAUCGUGCAGCCCGGUCUCCUGGGCGCCUAUGCCGGUGCCUUCAGCCCGUACGCGCCACCUCCGGGAGCCGAGAGCCUGUUCGGCUUCCCGCCUUUCUUCCGGUUCGACCCGAGGUCUCGCUUCGUUCAGGAGGAGCCCAAGCCUCAGCACAGCUACAUCGGGCUCAUAGCGAUGGCCAUCCUCAGCUCGGCGGAGAAGAAGAUGGUGCUGAGCGACAUCUACCAGUACAUACUGGACAACUACCCGUACUUCCGGAACCGGGGUCCCGGCUGGCGAAACUCGAUCCGCCACAACCUGUCGCUCAACGACUGCUUCGUCAAGGCCGGCCGCAGCGCCAACGGCAAGGGCCACUACUGGGCCAUCCACCCGGCCAACGUGGACGACUUCAAAAAGGGCGACUUCCGACGCCGCAAGGCUCAGCGUAAGGUGCGCAGGCACAUGGGUCUCUCGGUGCCCGACGACGACGACAGCCCGACGCCGACGCCACCUCCCACGCUGCAGCAGCCUCCGGUCGAAGCGCAGCACACGCCGACCGCCACAAUCUGGGGGGAGGACGGCACGGCCGCGGGCCUGACGCACAAGCUGUCUUUCAAGAGACGCCAGUUCGACGUGGAGAGUCUUCUGGCGCCGGACCCGUCGCCGCUUGAGUUGCGCUCGCAGCAGCAACAGCAGCCGCCGAAGCACAGCAGUCCGUGGCCCUUGACACCCGCUGGCUGUACACUGGAGUCCAUCGGACUCCAGGGUGCGUGGCCAGGACAGCCGCAGUCUCUGCUAGCCAUUCACCAGGAGCGCUUGUCCCUUUUCAGAGCGCAGCAGCAAGAACAAAUGCUUCAACGCUGGUGUCCCCUUCAAGAUGCACGCUCUUCACCCUCCAUUUCGGACACUGAAGCUGACAAGCUGAGCGCUCCACCUUGA